AUUGGUGUUGAGGAUAGAAGGCCGCUGACAAGUUUUACAGGCCCAGUGAACAAAAAUGUACGACGGCGAGGAUUCUGAAGGCCCUAAGGGAACAUUUGAAAUUUACAAGGCAGAAGCAGAUUCACUCUUUAAACAGGGAGAGUACAAGAAAUCCAUAGACAGUUACUCAAUCGCCUUAGAGUUACAACCUGGCGACAAGAACUGCCUGGUUUGUCGAUCCAAAUGUUACCUACAGUUAGGAGACACACAAAAUGCUUUAGCUGACGCUGAAUCUUCAUUGUCAGAGGAUAAAACUUUCCAUAAGGGUGUGUACCAGAAAGCUCAGGCCUUAUACUACCAGGGAGAUUUUGAGCUUUCCCUUGUCUUCUAUCACAGAGGUCACAAACUUCGACCAGAGCUCCAAGAGUUCCGACUUGGUAUACAGAAGGCUCAGGAAGCCAUUGACAACUCAGUAGGAGCCCCAGACAAAGUGAAACUUACAACAGAGGGAGAUUUGUCCUUUUUCGCAAAACAAGAUGAAAGGAAGAUAAAGAAGCCUGCCUACAACACAUAUGGCCGCCCAGGUAUGCAAACCCAGAAAAAACUGGAGGUCAGUCGGCCGGUGGGGAACGAGAAGACGAUCAAACAGCUUCUAGGAGAGCUGUACGGUGACAGACAGUACCUUGAAAAACUACUCAAAGAAACAGAUGCUAAUACUCCGGUGGGUAAAACCAUCUCUGGGCUGGUGUCCCAGGGCCUGAAUUACCUAGAUACCAGAACCGAUUUCUGGAGACAGCAAAAACCAAUGUAUGCCCGUAAACAUGAGAAACUUAUGAUGAGGCGAGAGAAACGGGUCGAGGAAUCCAGCACAGGAAAAUUGUCACCAAAUGACUACAUCAUCCGAGAACUUGAAAGGAUUGAUCAAGCUCAAGUAGAAGGUAAAUAUACAGAGAGUCUAAAGCGAGCCCAGAGAUGUCUGAACACAGUCAACGGUUUCACAGAGGAUGUUGUACCAAACAAAAUGGAGGUCAUUGCCAAUCUACACAGCUGUAUAGGAAAUGCUUACCUGGAACUGGGCAACUACGACAAGUCCCAAGAACAGCAUCAGAUCGACUACAAUCUUGGGGAGGAGCACGACAUGGAGGAGGCAUGCUCCAGAGGACUGGACAACCUGGGAAGAGUGCAUGCCAGGAAGGGCGACUACAGCCAGGCUAUCACAGUAUGGGAGAAGAAAUUACCUUUAUCAAAAUCAGCUUUGGAGAGCACAUGGCUGUACCAUGAAAUUGGGCGAUGUUAUUUGGAGAUGGGAAAAUACCAGGUUGCCAAGGAACACGGAGACAAAUCUCUAGCCUUAGCAGAAGAGGCAGGGGAACCCCAAUGGCAGCUGCAGGCCUCAGUGUUAGUGGCCCAAUCAGAGUUAAAACUAGGAGAUCUAAGUGCUGCAUUAUCAUCAUUUGAAUUAUCACUAGACCUUGCCCGAACACAAGAAGACACUUCUGCUGAGUCAGCCAUUAAAAAGGCUAUUGAUGAUGUCAACAAUAAAAUUGCCAAAGGUUCAUCAGCAUCAAUGAAACCAACGGAUGGCGAGGAUAAUACUGAGGCCAGUCCGGACAACGCCAGCGUCAAGAGCAAGACGGUGUCAAUAAAGGAUGAUAAGGACAGUCCAAAAUCGGCCAAGUCCGUUGCCAAGUCCGAAGCGAAGGUGGAAACAGAUGGAAAAAAGACCCCAGAGGGCAAAAAGACCCCUGAGGGAAAAAAGACCCCUGAGGGCAAAAAGACCCCCGAACCUGAGGAAAAUGUAGAUGAUGACACUAAGGAAGCCAACAAGAGCCUGGACCAGGGAAAGGAAAGUCCGACGAGAGAGGCUUCGUAGUCAUGCGAUGUCAUGAUAACGUGAUGUCAUAGUAACGUAGUCAAAUUCUCUACCAUCUGAUGACCAUCAAACUAGAAUUAAUGUGGAGCAUUAUCAAAUCUAAAUAAUUUUGAAAAAAGAAAACAACUAGAAAUUGGAUAUCAAAGCCGAUUGUUAUGAAAAACACUUGUUACCAUGCCAGUAUUUGAGCGACUUUACUUAGUCAAUACUGCCAAAAGAUAUUUUUAUUCCUAUAUUUCAAUAUUUUGUUUUACAUCUGUUAAACAUUUUGUUAGAUAUUUGUUUCUAUAACAACGAUAUAUAAUUUAAUGUAGAACUGACCAUCUUGAAAAUAAAAACUUGGAAAUACUAC
Molecule: messenger RNA, 2204 nt
Organism: Ostrea edulis (European flat oyster)
Lineage: Eukaryota; Metazoa; Mollusca; Bivalvia; Ostreida; Ostreidae
Product: outer dynein arm-docking complex subunit 4-like
Exons: 12
Coding region: 56-1852 (598 amino acids)
Cellular component (GO): cytoplasm
Molecular function (GO): protein binding
Source: RefSeq, a predicted model, not a curated record